AUGGAUGCAGCUUAUGUGAAGUUUAUGAUGUGCCAGUGCCUCAUGAAUCGAGCGGAUUGGGGCUUAGCCAUCGGCUGUAUGAAUGUCGUCUACUCCUUUUUCCUCUUCCAGUUUUGGGCAGUGGAGCUCAUCAGGUCCCUCGACAGUGAGUAUUAUCCCGUCAAGUGGGUGUUGUUAUACGGAUUUAAUGUGAUGUUUAAUGUGAUCACCAUGAUGAGGAUAGUGAAGAGGGAAAGCAUUUCGGUCUUUUACUGGAUGUGCGAAACAGGUGCCCUUUUGAUAUUCCGCAUGCACCAUCUCUACUACCAAGAAGAUGACUUUUGGUUGGCCCAAAGGGAAUUGUACAAAGUGUCCAACAUUAUGCUCGAUGCUUAUAUUGGCAUCUCGCUGUUAGCCAUGGUUUAUGUUAUGUUGGGCUUGGAUUUGGAACCCGAUAUAGAGUUUCUCGAAGAAGAAAUGGUCAAUGAUUGCAAGUUCAACCCAAGAGUAGUUGAAAAGUCCGUCCAGAAGGAAGAAGAAGUCUUGGAAGGGGCAAGGGAAAUGGAGAAGGAGCAGCAAUUGGCCAAGCAGAAGGAACUAGAAAACGAUCGAGAAAUGGAAGAACUUAACCGUAAAGCCACUUUGAAACUAGCUGAUAUAGAGGAAGCGAGAACCCUCUCUGUUGAGGAGCUAACCCCUCCAAUUGAACCAACUGCACCCGAAGAGGAACCUUAUCCGGCCAGUUAUUUCCUAGUAAAUGAAUACCCUGAACCUUCAGCUCCUCCCGAGAGUCAACUCAGCCUCGAUGAGGAAUUCUUCUGCGAGAUCAAUGGCAUAGAUGCCCUAGACGAUCAAGUCAAUGAUAUAUCAUUCGAUGAAUAG
This is a messenger RNA of Drosophila eugracilis, 861 nucleotides long. RefSeq lists its product as uncharacterized. Bases 1 to 861 code for a protein of 286 amino acids. Lineage: Eukaryota; Metazoa; Arthropoda; Insecta; Diptera; Drosophilidae. The record is from RefSeq and is a predicted model, not a curated record. The transcript has 3 exons.